This is a messenger RNA of Gongylonema pulchrum, 269 nucleotides long. The record is from the annotation of a GenBank genome assembly. Lineage: Eukaryota; Metazoa; Nematoda; Chromadorea; Rhabditida; Gongylonematidae.
CGUGCGAGGGAAGUUAAUUGCUUUCACAAUCAUAGGUUUCAAACAUCAUCACAGAGUGGUGAUUAUGCUCAGUUUUACAACGUGGUCGCCAAAAAUAAUGGUAAUGUAACAGGCCGUCUGGAAUUCAAAAUGCAAGCUCACUGCGAUAUUGAUUAUACCAAUUUCCCGGAUGAUCACAUGAACUGUUGUUUCCGGAUGAAAUCAGUUCUUUAUCCACAUUACAUCCGAUACUAUCUUGCGCAAGGAGAAAGUACGCGUUUUAAUUAAUA